Molecule: messenger RNA, 3106 nt
Organism: Neopsephotus bourkii (Bourke's parrot)
Lineage: Eukaryota; Metazoa; Chordata; Aves; Psittaciformes; Psittacidae
Product: photoreceptor outer segment membrane glycoprotein 2
Exons: 5
Coding region: 503-1597 (364 amino acids)
Biological process (GO): visual perception
Cellular component (GO): membrane
Source: RefSeq, a predicted model, not a curated record
AUGAAUGUGAAAAGCAGGAUUGCUGCACAGUCUAAUUAUGAAUAGGUCGUAAAAAUGGAUUAGUCUUCAGAAAAAAAUUACAGCCAAGAUGGAAGUUUUAGGUUACCAACCAAUUUAAAAUACAGAUUCAUUUUCUAUAGACUGCUGGUCUGAUUUGAAGGUAAAUAUCCUGUUUGUGUGCCUUAGUUUUCCAUUUGUAAUGACUCACCAUGAAUCAGGAGUGGAUGACUCAGGAGUUAUGGACAGUACAGCUCCUAUGGAUUGAAAUCAGAGCUGGCUUGACAGGUACCCACAACUACACAGACAUCAGGAAAUCAGUACUUCUGUCUUCCUCAGGAUGCCUGAUCCAGGUAUUUUCUCCACUGUACUCAGCAAGUUGCCAGUUUCAAGAUCCCAUUCAAUCCUCUGAAGCAGAUUUCUGCUGCAUGCCUUGGAUAGAUGUUUCUAAUCAGCUUACAAGCUUUCCUUGACCUGCGCUUCAUUUCCUAACUCUGAUCCGACUAUGGCUGUCCUCAAAGUAAAAUUCACCAAAACUAAGAGGGACAAAUUGGCUCAGAUCUUAUGGAUCCUCAACUGGGUUUCUGUAGUGAGCGGGAUCAUUCUCUUCAGUCUUGGCCUCUUUCUGAAAAUAGAGAUCAAGAAGCGCAACGAAGUGAUGGCAAAAGGGGAUGUUAACUCUGUCCCCAACAUGCUGAUCUCUGUAGGGGUCAUAGCAUGUAUCAUCAACUUCCUGGGUGGCAAAAUCUGCUAUGACUGCUCAGAUACCAACAAGUUCUCUCGAUGGAAACUAGUUAUGCUCCCAUACAUCGUGUGCACCUUCUGUUUUACCUUCUGCAUCCUUGUGGGUGCUCUCAUGUGCUAUACCAUGAGGAACGAGCUGGAAGAGUCUCUCUAUCUGGGACUGAGGGAUGCUAUUAAGUUCUAUAAGGACACAGACAUACCUGGAAGAUGUUUCUUAAAGAAAACAGUGGAUAUGUUACAAAUUAGUUUCCAAUGCUGUGGAAACAAUGGCUUUAGAGACUGGUUUGAAAUUCAGUGGGUAUCUCAUCGUUACCUGAAUAUGGCUUCCAAGGAAGUUCUGGACCGCCUGAAGAGCAACAUUGAUGGGAAGUUCUUGGUGGAUGGAGUACCCUUCAGUUGCUGCAACCCAAGCUCCCCGCGGCCCUGUAUCCAGUACCAGCUGACAAACAACAGCGCUCACUACAACUACGACUUUCUGACAGAGGAGCUCAAUAUUUGGGUGAGGGGGUGCAGAGAGGCCCUGCUGGAGUACUACACGGCCAUUAUGAGAUCCAUUGGUAUUACAGCAUUGCUUAUUUGGUUGUUUGAGCUCUCUGUCCUUAUUGGAGUCCGGUACCUACAAACAGCAAUGAAGAAUGUCCUCCUGCUAGGCGAUCUGGAGGGUGAGUCAGAUGGUUGGUUACUAGAAAACAGCUUUGUGGAAACUGCCAAAUACAACAUCAAUAUCAUCAAGAACCUCGGCAAAGCCAACCAGAUCUCCACUGUCUCAGGCAUGAAUGAUCCCAACAUCAACGUUCAAAACACAAACUGUGACAAAACCAAUGUUACAACAAAAUCUAUCCCAGCAGCUAGCUAGGCAAGUCUUCAAAGAAACAACAUCACAAGUGUAGCUUUGACAUACCUGACGUGUAAUGUCACUGACUAGGAUUCCCUGUGUCUGUAAUUCAUCACUCACAGUACACAGGAAAAACAUACUAAUACAGAAUAGAGGGUAAGAGACCAAUAUUUUACUUGUUACUGUUGUGAAUAAUACAUUGUCUGAGUAUCAUUUUGGACAGCCUGCAUAUAAUCAAAUACGAAGAAGUUGUAUCCCUGGGAUAUUCAAAGCAGAAUUACUCUUGCUUUUGAAAUUGUUCCAAAGUCACAGUAAAAAUUCCUUUGUCUAAACAAUGUUGUUUUCUAUAACAAUAGAAUAAGCAAGAAUUAUAAUGUUAGAAUAAAUAUAAAUAAUGUAAAUAAAGUGUGCAAUGUAAAAACCUGUACUGGACUUCAAGCAAGCCGUAUGAUCAGAAUGUCAAGUGCAGUUGCUUCACUGCUUAGAAGUUUAGGCCUGUACCUAAGUAUGUUAAAAAUAAAAAUGGGCAGAUGGGGUCUGUCUGCAAUAUUAAUCUGUAGAGGAUGUUUUGCAAAACACAUGUAAGAGACAAGACCACUAGAAAAUAACUUUUUCCCUGACAAAGCCUACUAACUUCCAGGAAACAGAGAAAUCUGGGGCUUGGUAUGACAAAGAAAUUUGCAUCACUGUGCUUCAGUAAAUCUCACUGGACACUUUCCUAUAAGUUGGCAUGGGGUUUUUUAAAGCCAUUCAUGGUUUUGGUUUCCAAAAUACAAUAAGCUUCACAGGUAGAACUGCCCGGCUACACAUUUUCCCCAGACCCCACACAGCUCAUUUACUUUUAUGUGAACAGAACAUGUUUCACCAUUAGAGACUAGUUAAUAUUUGGCAAGUUAACCUUUGUGUCUCAGCCAGCUGCCAAGGACUGCAGUGGUGGGUACCAACGUGAUCACUUGUGAACUUAACUGAGUGUCAGCAUACAUCUCACAGGGAACCGUCAUUGUCUUGACUACUGCCAGGCAUUACUUAGUCAUUAGACUGCUUCUUCCUAUCCUGUACAGGCAUCCAGAGUCCCCAUCUAUACAGAUGCACAACAGAAAAGAUGUCAGCUCACUUCAUAGCAAUCAGGAUACAAUCUACUUUUUUUAAUAAAUAGUGUCUUUGCUUUGUUCGUGUUCGUUUCCUCAGACAGUGGAAGGGCUCCCUACAGACCCAGCCUGCUUUACACAGCACCCGUCACAACAGUUUGGGUUUGCUGGAGUAUUAAACACCACAGUCACUGGAUCAAGGAAACAAACUCAGGCAGCAGCAGACUCCACCUUUAACUCCCUGUAAUUUAUAAAGACAAAGAUGGCAUUAGCACGCCAAGCCUUUAAGCCGGAGCAUCUGCUCAGAUACAGAAAUAAAUACGAUUUGGGGGACACAUCUUCUCCUAGUUGUUAUUAAUGCUUAAUCCAGUCAGAAUUAAUAACAAUACAUUCGUAACAACAGCAGCUUCCAGAGUAAGGAACUCACCUAAGGAUAAAAAAC